CUGCUCCUCCUGUUCAACAGACAGCCGUGUCUUCCUGCACAGUGCCAGAAGCCUCAACCCUGAGACACGAUGGUGAAGAUCGGAGUGAACGGAUUUGGCCGUAUUGGGUGCCUGGUCACCAGGGCUGCCUUUUACUCUGGCAAAGUGGAUGUUGUGGCCAUCGAUGACCCUUUCAUUGACCUCAACUACAUGGUCUACAUGUUCCAGUAUAAUUCCACGCAUGGCAAGUUCAAAGGCAAAGUCAAGGCUGAGAAUGGGAAGCUUGUCAUCAAUGGAAAGUCCAUCUCCAUCUUCCAGGAGCAAGAUCCCACCAACAUCAAAUGGGGUGAUGCUGGUGCUGAAUAUGUUGUGGAGUCCACUGGUGUCCUCAUCACCAUGGAGAAGGCUGUGGCUCACUUGAAGGGUGGAGCCAAGAGGGUCAUCAUCUCCGCCCCUUCUGCAGAUGCCCCCAUGUUUGUGAUAGGUGUGAACCAGGACAAGUAUGACAACUCCAUGAAGAUUGUCAGCAAUGCCUCCUGCACCACCAACUGCUUGGCCCCGGCCAAGGUCAUCCAUGACAACUCUGGCAUCGUGGAGGGACUCAUGACCACAGUCCAUGCCAUCACUGCCACCCAGAACAUCAUCCCUGCUUCCACUGGUGCUGCCAAGGCUGUGGGCAAGGUCAUCCCUGAGCUGAACGGGAAGCUCACUGGCAUGGCCUUCCAUGUCCCCACCCCCAAUGUGUCAGUUGUGGAUCUGACCUGCCGCCUGGAGAAAGCUGCCAAAUACGAUGACAUCAAGAAGAUAGUGAAGCAGGCAUCGGAGGGCCCCCUCAAGGGCAUCCUGGGCUAUACCAAGGACCAGGUUGUCUCCUGCGACUUUAACAGUGACACCCACUCCUCCACCUUCGAUGCUGGAGCUGGCAUUGCCCUCAAUGACCACUUUGUCAAGCUCAUUUCCUGGUAUGACAAUGAAUUUGGUUACAGCAACAGGGUGGUGGACCUUGUGGUCCACAUGGCCUCCAAGGAGUAAGAGCCCCAUGGACCA
Artibeus jamaicensis (Jamaican fruit-eating bat) is the source of this 1026-nucleotide messenger RNA. RefSeq names its product glyceraldehyde-3-phosphate dehydrogenase-like. NCBI's taxonomy places the organism in Eukaryota, Metazoa, Chordata, Mammalia, Chiroptera, Phyllostomidae. Gene Ontology annotation, molecular function: oxidoreductase activity, acting on the aldehyde or oxo group of donors, NAD or NADP as acceptor; NAD binding. The record is from RefSeq and is a predicted model, not a curated record.